CGCAGAUAAAUAAAUAAAUAAAAAGGUUUAAUCUCGGAGUGGAUGUGCAGCUAGGCCUGUUGGGCUUCAUUUUUUUCGGCGUUUCGCCAUGAUGCUGUGAACCUGUUCCAGCUCCUGCAGCUUGUCUGUGCAUCUAGAGCCCCACUGAAGCGCUGAGGAGGGAACAGCAGCAGCAGCAGCAGCGACGGCGGCGGCGGCUCUGCUGACCUGGAUGCGGAGGGGGAAAUAGGCCGCUGCUCGCUGUUUGGCUGGGCUAUAUCUGUUUUUUUGCCCACACCACCAUUACAUAAUUGACGCAGAAUCUCUUUUUGGGGCUAGCUUUACACUAAAAGGCUGAAUUUCGUCAUUAAGUGUAACGUUAUGUGUCGGCACCGCCGUAGCUAUUAGCGAUGGGUAGCCGUUGGCUAGCUAGCUGCCGAAAACCCGUCGCUAGCUCGCAAACCGAAACAUGGUUUUGUGGCAGAAUAAACGAUUCUCGCCAGACAGUCUGUUUAUUUUAACUUUGUUGGACGAUUUGAAACGUUAGCCACUCAGUUUUGGCCAAUAAGAUGGACGAAGUGUACCAUGUCGAAAAAAUAAUCCCUCAGCUUGCUAGCUAGCUAGCUAACGGUAAGCUUCCAGUGCUUUGGUUGUCAAGCGAUAUUUGAAAUAAAGUAGCGUUAGCGUUAGCUAGCCUGGCUUGUUGACAGGGCUCUUUUUACCUAAGGGGGGAACUAUCUUAGUUAACUAGCUAGCUGACUAACGAGUUGUCGUUAAACAGCAAGAAUUUAGGCUAAAGCAGAGUAUUUACAACCCCGUUUCGUGAAGGGAUGACGGUGAGGAGGCUGUUUGGACCGCUGUGAAUGGCACUGAUUAUGGGGCUUUUGGUGUUUGAUCCCGCUUUCGGUACAUAAACGCUUCAUAACGACUGGAGGGUUGUUUGUAAAGGUGACCAGCAGCCCUUCAUGCAGCACAUCGAUUUACCGGCUAGCUGCAGAGGCAAACAGGCGAGACCGAAACCCUGAAAUUUUGACUCGAAAGGAAAAAUGGCUCAAGAGGCGUUUCCUUUGCACUAUCUGGUCUGGAACAAUCAGUACCUGGAGCUCGACAGAGAGCUGAAGAAAAAGCAGGAGGAUGUGGAGCGCGUGGACCCCCGUGGGCGCACGCCGCUGGAACUGGCCGUUUGCCUUGGUCAUCUUGAGUCCGCUCGGGUGCUCCUGAGACACAACGCAGAUCCCACACACAGCAAUGCCCAGGGCUGGACAGUUUUACAGGAAGCAGUAAGCACAGGAGAUCCUGAGCUGGUGCAGCUGGUCCUCCAAUAUAGAGACUAUAAAAGAGCCACUGAGAGACUUGCAGGGAUUCCAGAGCUGCUCAGCAAACUGAGGCAGGCACGGGAUUUCUAUGUGGAGAUGAAGUGGGAGUUUACAAGUUGGGUGCCUCUGGUAUCUAAAGUGUGUCCGAGUGAUGUGUACCGUGUGUGGAAGAGUGGCUCAUGUUUGCGAGUGGACACUACUCUUCUGGGCUUUGAGCACAUGACCUGGCUCAAGGGCCGACGCAGCUACAUCUUUAAAGGUGGAGAGGGCGGGGCCAUGGUGAUGGAAGUGGACCAUGAGAAGCAGGUGGUGUACACAGAGCCGCUGUCUCUAUCACCACGUGAUGCUCCCUCUCUUCUCGCUGCCAUGCUGCCCUCACAGGAGAACACAGCACAAAGACUUACCUCUCCCAUUGUUUCUACGCACCUCAACACACGCAACAUCGCCUUUGAGAGGAACAAAUCUGGAAUUUGGGGCUGGCGCUCUGAGAAGACAGAGGUGGUCAGUGGAUAUGAGGCCAAGGUUUACAGUGCUAGUAAUGUAGAGCUGGUGACGCGCUCUCGAACCGAACAUCUCUCUGAUCAGGACAAGUCCAGAUGCAAAGGUUCCAGAACACCUCUUCAGUCUUUCCUUGGGAUUGCGGAGCAGCAUGUGUCUAACAAUGGGAGUCAGGUGUCCCAGUGUGCCAGCCCCCAUAACCCAACAGCCAUCACAGCAGAGGAAUACUUUGAUCCAGAGUUUAACCUGAAUGGUAGAGACAUCGGCCGGCCCAUAGAGCUCACCAGCAAAGUGCAGAGGUUUAAAGCCACAUUAUGGUUAAGUGAGGCCCACCCUUUGUCACUGGCUGAGCAGGUGACGCCCAUUAUUGACCUCAUGGCUAUCUCUAAUGCCCACUUUGCCAAACUGCGUGACUUCAUUACUCUGCGCUUACCGCCUGGCUUCCCUGUCAAAAUAGAGAUCCCCCUCUUCCAUGUGUUGAAUGCACGAGUGACUUUCAGUAAUCUAUGUGGUUGCGAUGAGCCGGUCAGCUCUGUUACUGUUCACUCUCCACAAGGAGCCCCCGAUGCAGGUCAGAGUCCUCCUCCCCUGAACUGUGAGGUUGAUCCCUCUGUGUUCGAGCCUCCCCCAGAUUACACAACACUUGGCCCUGGCCGCAGUGAGCCAAUGAGAGAUGAGGAUGACAACCUCCUGCAGUUCGCCAUUCAGCAAAGUCUACUGGAUGCAGGGACAGAAAGUGACCAGGUGACAAUAUGGGAAGCUCUCACUAACACUCGUCCCGUCUCUUCUCAACCUCCACUUUAUGAGGAGGAUUCUCAGCUUGAGAGGGCAAUCCAGGAGUCUCUGUCUCUGUCACUGGCUACAGGAGAGGGAAGGGAAUUGCCUGAUCCUGAACAACCUCUUUCAUGUUCACCUGACCCCGCCCUUAACUCACCUCCCUCCUAUGGCUCACUGGCUGACCCACGGGCGCCGGGGGCGUUUGCCGUGGUGUCCAGCUUUGAUGAGCAGCUGCGCCUAGCUAUGGAACUGUCAUGCAGAGAGCAGGAGGAGCUUGACAGAAAAAGGAGAGAAGAAGAAGAAGAGCUUGAAAGGAUACUGCAACUGUCACUCACAGAGAAGUAACCACAGUAUACAUAUAGGCAGGUUUUAAGGGUUAUUUAUUGGUUGUGCUUUUUUUCUGCAAUGUUAAAUUAUUCAUAAAGAUUCAUCCUUCCUUUUUAUUUUAUAAAGUCUUUGAAAUGGAACAGAGGGCUUGAUUAAAGGACCAGAAACAGAGAUAUAACACAUUAUAAAGAGAAAUCAGACAGUAGCCUGAUGAAUAAACACCAUGAAACAAAAAGCAUGGCAAGACAUUGUGAGUGAUGUCCUCUGAACUCCAGUGUCAUCAUUCUGAGUGAAAAAUGUUCAACCUUUAUGUUCAUUAUAAAAUGCUGAUCAUGUGAAUAUCACAUAUUGAUGACUAUGACGAUGCAUAAAGUGAUGAAAAUAAUGUUGCAUAAAAUAAGUUAAAUAUGGUGGCUGACAACAACAUGGAAGUAUAAUUAUUAAAUGUUCCUGAAACGCUUUCA
This is a messenger RNA of Pygocentrus nattereri (red-bellied piranha), 3361 nucleotides long. RefSeq names its product ankyrin repeat domain 13 family, member D (gene ankrd13d). The record is from RefSeq and is a predicted model, not a curated record. Bases 1026 to 2915 code for a protein of 629 amino acids. The transcript is spliced from 16 exons. Gene Ontology annotation, cellular component: cytoplasm. NCBI's taxonomy places the organism in Eukaryota, Metazoa, Chordata, Actinopteri, Characiformes, Serrasalmidae. Gene Ontology annotation, molecular function: protein binding.